This is a messenger RNA of Rhodofomes roseus, 3024 nucleotides long. RefSeq names its product phosphatidylethanolamine N-methyltransferase. Lineage: Eukaryota; Fungi; Basidiomycota; Agaricomycetes; Polyporales; Fomitopsidaceae. The record is from RefSeq and is a predicted model, not a curated record. Gene Ontology annotation, molecular function: phosphatidylethanolamine N-methyltransferase activity. Bases 1 to 3024 code for a protein of 1007 amino acids. Gene Ontology annotation, biological process: phosphatidylcholine biosynthetic process. The transcript has 17 exons.
AUGGCCUCGGGCGAUACCCAGCAAUCCCUCCGCCAUCGCCGCAAAGGCUCGGACGACUCCAAUGCAGCUCAAGUCUCUCAGGACGAGCCACGCGCGCGCAAGACCGAGGAGGUCGUCUGGGGCAAGACGCCAAGCGGCGAAGUCUUUCGCGUCCCUACGACCCACGACGUUCUAACGGCGCUGUUCCAUCCCGCAUACCCCAAAUCGCACCUGGACUUGCUCAACCUCGGCUUACUCGGGCUGCAGCUAGUGCUAUUCUGUGUGCUGCCACGUAACGUCGCUAAAGUCUUCUUCUUUGUCUACUUCGCCUUCUGGCGAGCGGCGUACGACUUGGGUCUCGGCUGGGUGCUUACGAAACAGAGCAAGCGCAAAUGGAUUGUCCGUGAAGUCCAGCGUCUCGGCUGGCUCGACGAGAAACGUAUGCCCGCAAUGCGCAAUUGGAUCAGGCAGCAGCUUGCGGGGAAGAUGGGCAAGGAUUAUUCUUUCGACGAGCUUCCGCUAGAAUACAAUACGUGGCUUCUAUUCCGUCAGUUGGUGGACAUCAUCUUGCUCAAUGACUUUUUGGCCUACUGCAUGUUUGCCUUCACCUGUUUUCGCAUUCCGACUGACCUGUCGACGUCCGUCCAUAUCAUGCGGUGGAUUGGCGGUAUCGCCCUGAUUGCAUUCAAUCUUUGGGUGAAGACAGAGGCGCACGAUGUCGUCAAAGACUACGGCUGGUACUGGGGCGACGUGUUCUUCCAGCGCGGCGGACUCACCUUCAACGGCGUAUUCGAGCUUGCGCCUCACCCGAUGUAUUCUGUUGGCUAUGCUGGGUACUACGGCUUGUCCCUCAUCAUCGGAAGCUACUUGGUAUUGUUCGUCAGCCUGGCAGCUCACGCCGCUCAGUUCGGCUUCCUGGUCUUCUUCGAAAACCCCCAUAUCGAGAGGACCUACGGUCAGAAGAAGCUUCUCGCCCAGCGGUCCCCUCUGGCGUCCGUAUCUGCAUCCUCGUCCUCCUCAGGCAAGAAGUCAAGGGACAGCCCCAUCUCCCAUGAUCGCCAGGUCUCAGCGUCCUCUCUCUCCUCUGUUGACCUCCCGACGCCGUCCGCUACUGAAGGAGAGACUGCAACUGAAACCGACGGACCUAUGACGGAAACUGAGACUGAGACGGAGUACGAGAGCAAGACCGAGGAUCUCAAGCGCAAGCUUCAGCGCCGCUCGGCGAGUUCGCUCAGAUCUGUCGGCUCCAUGAGCGAGAACUCCCGCUCGAGGCGUCCUGGCUCCCCGGUCAUGUCCCAGCACGACCUUAUGAACCGGUACUUCCGCCAGGACACAAUUUUCCUGCACAACUUGGAUCUCCUGCGUGCCGCUGACCUCAAGCUGGUCCUCAUCAUGCUAUACCCGCUCGUCCUCUCCUUCCUCCCGCUGCUCUCGCCCCGCGGCACGCUUGUGUUGCACUUCGUGCACGCUCUCGGGUGGUGCCUAGUGCAUUCGUUCGGCCUUGGUCUCCUUCUUCGCGCUCAGUCAGAACGCAAGUUCCUCGUGCGCCACUUCCUGAAGCACUACCACUACCCCGCGCACGACCACGGUCGCGGAGCCCUCAUCGAGGCGUUCACAAACUGGAAGUUGAUCUACAACCUCAGCAUGUGCAUGACAUACGUCUCGUUCAUCUGUCUUGUGUGGAAGACGUAUACCAUCCCGCAGGAAUGGACGGUGGGCGUCGAGCUUCUGCGCCACACUAUGGGAGCGGUCCUCGGUGCCUUUGGUGCGUACUGCUCGGCCUCGUUGCAGUCGCUUUCUAACUCUGUUCCCAUAGGUUGGUUCUUCGGUGACUUCUUCGUGGAGGACUUCCCCUCGCACCUUGAAUACACUGGCAUCUACCGCUAUCUAAACAACCCGGAGGUCAUGAGCGGUGCAGCCUUCUUCGGCUUGACAUUGAUCAGCGGCAGCAAGCUCGUGGCCGCACUGGCGGUGAUUCGUCACCUUUCUCAAUGGUGGUUCUUGAGUAGAGUCGAGAAUCCUCAUAUGCGGAAAUUGUACGGCGACUCGUUGCGGAAUGACGCGGGCUUUGUCAAGGUCAUCAAGAAGGUCGCGAACAAGAACGCACGCCUUCUCGAGUCCCGCGCUGGCCGGCACGCGCCGGAGAUCCGCAGGGUUGCACGCGAAGUCAAGGGCACCUUCGACAAGGUCUACGAGGAAACUGCCGACGUCGUGGAGGAGUUCUUGGCAAAGUCACGCCCCAAGAUCUCGGAGGUUGUCCAGGACACGAAGAUCCUGCUCCAGCAGUCCAGGGAACGCCUUGUCAUCUCCCGGGUGGCCAAUGACCUGUCCUCGUACGACACAGCCAAGUACAAAGUCUCUAUUGUGCCCGCUGCGGAUGGCUCCCUCCGCUUCCAUCUCGGUGAACCCAUCAGGAUAAAAUGGCGGGCGCCGCUGCACCACUCGCGCCGCGAUUGGAUUGGCAUUUAUCGGGUUGGUGCGAACCAAUCAAACCUCGUCACCAAAACCUCGUCCCUCGGGAUGUGGGUUCCGGUGCAUGAUGAGGAAUGGGACGGUGAUAUACCCUUGAGCCUGAACCGGCCGAACCGUCCCGACAACGACUCGGAAGAUGGCGAAACCAUAUUCCAGCGCGGAACUUUGCCCUGGCAGACUGGUCGCUACGAGAUCCGGUACCACCACGCCGGUAAAUAUAACGUCAUGAGCUUGGACGGUCCCUUCGAGGUCUACGUGGACAAGCCGAGUGCCAUGAACUUCGGCAACAUCCGGAGGAGCCUCAUGCACAUUGUGCCGCUUUGUCUGGACUCCGACCCUUCAUUAAUCCCUCUGUCGUGCAAGUCCGAGGAAGAGAAGAUGGCUAGCGAAGAUGAUGAUGCUCGGGACCCUGACGACUUCCGCUUCUGGUCUGAGAGACAGGCCAAACGCAUUUCUGUCGCGAUCAAGCAAGCGUUCGGCGUCGAGCUUACACCGGAGGUCGUCGUGGCGGAUGCGAACAUCAAUGCCUUGGCCAAUCGGAUACUGGUGUCGAAAGAGCUGCUGUCGGACUGA